Molecule: messenger RNA, 2290 nt
Organism: Chelonia mydas (Green sea turtle)
Lineage: Eukaryota; Metazoa; Chordata; Testudines; Cheloniidae
Gene: SPRN
Product: shadow of prion protein
Exons: 2
Coding region: 192-611 (139 amino acids)
Biological process (GO): protein import into nucleus
Cellular component (GO): nucleus; membrane
Molecular function (GO): nucleic acid binding
Source: RefSeq, a predicted model, not a curated record
AGUCCUGGGCGGAGCAGGAGAGACCGGAGCUGCCAGCGCCGCCGCCUCUGCACCGGGGACCGGGGAGCCGAGCCCAGGACACGGGGUCCCUCGUGCCCGCAGCGUCCAUCGGCAGCGCGGAGCCCAGGGGGAUCUGGAGCCUCGGCCGCAGGGCUGGCCCCUCCCUGCCCGGUGCUGGGGGUAGCGCUGGGAUGAAAAGACGCACCGCCACCUGCUGGACGCUCCUCCUGCUGGCCGCCGCCUUCUGCGACAGCGUCACCUGCAAGGGCGGGCGGGGCGGGGCCCGGGGGGCGGCCCGUGGCAGGGGCAUGGCCCGCAGCCGGGCCAAGGCUGCCCCUCGCUACGGCUCCUCGGGAGCGGGGCUGCGGGUGGCGGCAGCGGCGGCGGCGGGCGCGGCGGCGGGCGUGGCGGCAGGAGCGGCCCACAGGAGGAUGAGGAUCUCUGGGGAGCUUGGUCCAGACGACGGCUCCGAGUUCCAGGAAGGCAACAGGACGGGCAGCGGCGUGUACAGCUACCGCUCGUGGACCUCGGCUGCUGGGGCCCAGGACACGGCGCACCUUGCCAUCUCCUUCUGCCUGGCAACUGGCUUCUUCCAGCUCCUUCCCCUGUAAGGGCCUGUGGCACCCGACCGACCCUCCCCAUGUCGGAGCCUGCAGAGCGGCACCACCCUGCUGGGGCUCGGCAGCACCAGCCCCGUCCAGCUGCGUCUGCCCCAGCCCCCUGCAGGCCAAGCGGCUCUCCCGCCUGCUGCGGGGCCGGAGCAGCCUGCGCUGCCCAGCGGGCUGGAGCCGGAGCAGCUGCCAGUGAGCAGCUGCCUGAUCCCGCUGCGGCUUUGCCCUUGGCUGUGGUGAGGGCAGGUGGUGCAGCAGGAGAACCUAGCGCAGCAGCUGUGGGUGGCGUGAGGUUGCCAGGCACUGCCAUCGCUGCCGCUUGUGACGGCCCUACUCAUGCUGAUUGACAUGGACAUUUCCCAAAGCACCGGCCCUGCUAGCCUGUGCCACGAAGGGUGGGGCUUGGGCCCACAGGUUAAGGCAGAGCAUGAGGGGCAGAGCCUGGGCCGCCAAAACGGGGUAGGGCCAUGUGUCCCAGCCCCAAGGAGCUGCUGCCAGCCCCCUGCCUCGGGGCCCCGCUCUCCUGCCGAGACAUGGAAGGGAGGCCGGAGCGGCCUUGUGUGUCCCGUGGGGGCUGCGGUGAAGCUGCGUGGUGAGGGAAGCAGCUCCACUCCUAUGCCGGUACAAUGCGGAGCAGGAUCUCCUGGCGGGGGGGGGAGGAUCUGGAACUCUGGGCCAGCCUGUCCGAGCAUGUGGGGGGCCGGAGCUGGGUGUGAAGUGGGAUCCAACCUCCCCCUGGUUUGAACCCCAGCCGCUGGCACUGGCUCAGGCUGGUGAGGAUGGUGCCAAUUGAUUCCACAGCUGGAGGCAACGAUUAGAGCCAGCCGCUCCCAAACCAGAGAUGAGUGCCCUGGCUCCUUCACGCCCAAGGAUCCUCCUUGCCCAGCUGCCGCCUCCUCACCACUCACAGGAUCCCCCCAGACUGCCGGACAUUGGCUGAGGGGGUCUGACCCCCACUGACCUCAGCAACGCCCCCCCCCCCGCCGCAGGACGGACUGGCUUCCGCGAACUCUCUGCCCAAACGAGGCCCAUCGAGCCAGGCUGCUCGGGGGGAAGGCCCGAACAGCACUACCGGCCAUCGCCCCGCCUUGGGAGCCGCUCAGCCUGCAGGUUUGCCCUGACCGGGCUGCGCAGCCACACAGAGCCAUGCUGCGUUCCUGACCCAGCCGAGCCACGUCCCAGCCAGAAAACAUUCCGGCUGCUUUGGUUAGGGCCGUGGAGCGGGUGCCCGUUACAGCACAGGGCCAGCAUGGGGAAGGGUGGGCUCAGGUUCGCACAUACACCAGGUCAGUCUCUUGGUUUUGCGUGAAGACCACAGUGCCUCAGCCCCAAAUCCUCCGCACCUAAUCACAGCGCAGCACUGGCACGUCAGAGGCGUUCCGGGAAAAUCAGUCCGUUGGCGUUUGAACUGCUGAUCCGUCAGAAAUUGGCCCCAGAACAAGUUCCCGCUCUAAAUGCCCUGAUUUUGCAGGCCCCUCGAGCUUGAGAACGACACAGUGUUGGAAGACCAGAAGGCGGGUGGCAGAGCAAUCAGGCGGGGGGAGGGGGAGCCCAUGAGCUCAGUGCUCCUUUCUCCUGCCUGCGGUCACUGCCGUGCGCUCCCCAGCUCCUAGCCCCCUCCUCCCCACUACCUUGCACUCCAGGCCCAAGGGGCAGUCAGGUAUUAACCCUACCUCCUC